GGUUCAGUAUAAGAGCCCAAAUCAAAGUGACAAGGACGGGAUUGCUACAGCGGCUGUAGCUGACCAUCAGAUACGACCUCGCCCUCCACAGCAUGAGGAUAAAGAUUUUUACUUGCAGGACAUGGUGGAUACGUUCCAUGAUAUGAGUUGGUGGGUUGGGACAAUUACAAAAAGUACAUGGUCACUUUUAAACUUACAAAUGAACAGAAAGAAUUCAGUCACUCGGACCUGAGGCGCCACUUGGAAUGGAUAAACAAAAAAUGGGAGUCUGGCUUUUCGAAAUUUCAGUCUCCCGUGCAAGACAAUGAACAAACACAGCAUGCGUCCACAAUUUCCAGAAACUCUGCAUUAGCUACACCACGUAAAUGCUCAAGUGCUGGUAAGAAUAGCCCUGGAGAAGAAAGUGCCUAUGCCAGCUCACAGAAAAAUCAGAUGCAGCAGCUGGGUCCUUGUACUGAUAAAUCAGCUUAUAGGAAAACAAGAAAUGAACUGAGAGUCCAAGACUACCCAACCAACCUGAUGAUGAUGCAACACUGUUAAGUCCAACUCCUUUCAAAAGGUUCAUCAAAAGAAUCUGACUGCGAAUUGCACUGUUCUGAAGAUCUAACCACAGGUGACCGGGAUGCAGAAGGUGCUGCCACCAAAAUUCAGGAGAAUGGGGCAGAAAUAUCACCAAAGAUGCCUACCCAAGAACAACCUUCAUUAAUUUUCAUAGAUGAAAUGGAUUAUGAAGACACCAGGCAGGGUUCAGGUAAAUCUGCUGAGAAUGCCAAUCAACUCAAUCUUUGUUGCUGUGAUUGAAACAUCUGCAAACUCACCUGCUCAUAAUCAGCCUCUUCCAUUGUGCACAUACAAAAUUCAUCCUGAAAAGACUACAAAAGGCUCAAGUUCUGAGGAUCCAGCAGAAGAUGGACAGGCUGAAGCUACUUCAAUGGAAGUAGAAGUGGCUGGGGUUGGAAUAUCUGCAAAGACACCUCUUCAUGAUCAACCUUUAUUAUUGUGUGGCGUAGACUCUGAGAACACUUUGGAGGGUUCAAGCAACCCUGGUGGGACUGCAAAAUCACCCCUCCAUAAUCAAUAUCUGGCAGUGAGCGUAGAUGAAAUGUAUUCUGAACAUACAGCUGAGGGCUUGAGCAAUGAUACUGAGACAGCAAACCACCAAAAUGAGGUUACAGGGAGACAAGAUGAAGCUGGUGGAAUGAGUGGUGAAAUUGGGGGAGAACAAACUCCACAUCUGCCUUUUGAGAAAAAGCUCCAUUUUGGAAAAUGUUGGAAUCCAUGGAUGCAUUCAAAAGGUUUCCGCAACAGCCACAUUUUAAGCCCUUACAGAUGGUUAAAAUGAUAUAUCGUGAAGGACUAGCCUUUGGAGGUAUGCUUAUCUUUUCAUCUGUGGUCGAGUACACUUCGAAGCUGCAGGUUGAUGAUCCUAGUGACCUCAUCAACGACAUUUUGGAAGCUCUAGUUGAACUGGAAC
Molecule: messenger RNA, 1474 nt
Organism: Argentina anserina (silverweed cinquefoil)
Lineage: Eukaryota; Viridiplantae; Streptophyta; Magnoliopsida; Rosales; Rosaceae
Exons: 7
Coding region: 716-1342 (208 amino acids)
Source: RefSeq, a predicted model, not a curated record